GUAAGUAUGAGGUGUUCAGAUGUCUCGCGCUCCCUCUUAUACUCUGCCGGCGCCGCGCACGGACCAUCCCUCGAUUUGCAGUCACAUGCACGCGUCCGGGAGCGUCUGUGCGGUGAUUGUCCGUGCCACCGCCGCGUCUCGCCGUCGAGAAGACCGGAAUGUCCCUCACUCUCUAUCGCAGCAUAUGCACUCGCGCUGGAGCUUCCCGAUGUCCACAUCGUCAGAUGGUAGCAUAUCACCACUCUGGUCCAGGGAUUGCGUGACCUGCUGAGGCAGCCAUGUCGGGCGCGACUGAUAAACAACCCCCUGGCAGUUCGUCUCCUCGAUCCCGACCUCCAGGCCCUUCCUCCGAGGCAGCGUCAGAACCUUCAUCUAUAUGGCGGAAUUUGACCCGAUCAAGAAGACGUUCUUGUCUUCGCCUAAAUAUGCUGUCGUAGGCGCGUCGAAGGACGAAUCGAAGUUUGGCACGAAGGUCCUCCGAUGGUAUCUCGCACGGGACAAAGACGUUACUCCUGUUCAUCCUAAGGAGGACGAGCUUGCGGGUGUAGCCGCUCUCCGGACGCUGGCUGACCUUCCGGACCCAACGCACACCUCCGUCAGCAUUAUCACCAAUGCAAAGAUUACCCUUGGCCUCCUCGAGCAAGCCAAGAACCUCAACAUUCCAGCCGUAUGGCUCCAGCCAGGGGCCGAGAACGAGGAAGUCGUCUCGUACAUCAAGGAGAACGGUCUCGAAGGCAAGGCUAUCUACGGCGGGCCGUGUGUCUUGGUGGAGGGCGAUGGUAUCCUCAAGAGCUUGCUCUGAGUGACGGCAGGGGCAGUAUUGCGCUACUAGAUGUGUACGUUCAGUUCCGGAAGUCCAGACCUAAACAUGUAUGGCUAGUCAUGUGUGCUCA
This is a messenger RNA of Rhodofomes roseus, 893 nucleotides long. RefSeq names its product NAD(P)-binding protein. NCBI's taxonomy places the organism in Eukaryota, Fungi, Basidiomycota, Agaricomycetes, Polyporales, Fomitopsidaceae. The coding region runs from base 377 to 802 and encodes 141 amino acids. The transcript is spliced from 4 exons. The record is from RefSeq and is a predicted model, not a curated record.